Aspergillus udagawae is the source of this 1026-nucleotide messenger RNA. RefSeq names its product porphobilinogen deaminase. NCBI's taxonomy places the organism in Eukaryota, Fungi, Ascomycota, Eurotiomycetes, Eurotiales, Aspergillaceae. The transcript is spliced from 2 exons. The record is from RefSeq and is a predicted model, not a curated record. Gene Ontology annotation, cellular component: cytoplasm. Gene Ontology annotation, molecular function: hydroxymethylbilane synthase activity. Gene Ontology annotation, biological process: heme biosynthetic process. Bases 1 to 1026 code for a protein of 341 amino acids.
AUGGCAUCUGCCCCGCCUUCCUCCGAGGCCGCAAAUUCCUCGUCGCGGAGAACCUUCACGAUAGGGACACGCAAAUCUAAGCUUGCUCUUAUGCAAACCGAUCUGGUUGUUGCAGCUCUAAAGAAGUCAUGGCCAGAAUAUACAUUUCAAAUACAUUCUCAGGAGACAGCGGGUGAUAAGAAUACAGUUAUUGCUCUCCGCGAAUUCACUACAAAGAACCUCUGGACGCAGGAGUUGGAAGAGCUUUUGAUGGCUGGUGAUGUCGAUCUCAUUGUUCAUUCACUGAAGGAUGUACCAACUCAACUACCUUCGUCAUGUACAUUGGGCCCCAUGAUGGAGAGAGAAGAUACAAGGGAUGUUCUGGUGAUGAAGAAUGGAUUGCCCAAUAUGACCUUCUCCGAGAUGCCCGCAGGAUCGGUCGUGGGUACUUCAUCCAUCCGCCGCACUGCUCAAAUCGCCCGCCGAUACCCUCACCUGAAGGUCCAGGAUGUGCGCGGCAACAUUGGCACUCGGUUAGCGAAACUAGAUGCUGAGGAUAGUCCAUUUACUUGCAUUAUAUUGGCUGCCGCCGGUCUGUUGAGACUAGGACUGGAGGACCGCAUAUCCCAGUACCUUGACUCUAAGAAUGGCGGGAUGCUCUACGCAGUUGGCCAAGGAGCACUCGGUGUUGAGAUUCGCAAAGAUGAUAAGCUUAUGCGUGAUAUGCUCAAGUCUAUCGGUCAUCACGAAACGACUAUGGCCUGCCUCGCAGAGCGCAGCCUCUUGCGAACUCUUGAGGGUGGCUGCAGUGCCCCUCUUGGUGUUGAGACGGAGUGGGUCCAGGGUUCCGAUGGGUCGUCCAGGCUGAGAAUGAGGGCCAUAGUCGUCAGUGUUGACGGUCGUGAAAGUGCUGAGGUUGAAGUAGACGGGUCAGUUGAUACGGCAGAAUCCGCUGAAGAGUUCGGUGUGACCGUUGCGAAGGCACUGGUAGAAAAGGGCGCAGGGGAGAUCCUUGCGGAGAUCCAACGCAAAAAGCUCACACCUUGA